AAGGCAAUCGUAAUGUGCUGCCUGUGGCGAUGAUGGCGUGAUGCUCGACCCUCACCAAGUUCUGUCAUGGAGCCCACGACAUCAUGGUUUGCUUCAUCUGAGCUUCUCAGAGGAUUUGUGGGUGAACAGUUUCUAUGGAGAAUUUGGGUUCGUGUGAUUGCGCAGCAUCGCAGUUGAUCGUCACCGCGUUCUUCGUAGCUCUAUGGAAAUUACAGCAGCUGUGUUGCAGUUUGGAGUGAUGCAAAGUUGUUUUAUAGUGUAGAUUACUUCAUGAAGCUUUAGGUUAGCUGAGGAAUAGUGAAUUGGCAUCGUUGGUCUCAUAAUGGUUUACAUCCGUUUUAGGGUUUGAAAUUUCUGUGUUUUCUGUGCCAAUUGAGCAGGUGAUUGAUUCAGAUAGGGAUGCGUGUGGCCUAUUGUGGUCCGAUGAGGAACUCUUGCGGCAACAUUGCUACCCUGCUAUUGUGGACGUUGGCAAUAUUGUGUCGGGUUGUGGAUCAAGGUAGAAUUGCUGAGUGAGGGGAUUAGAGUUGAUAUGGCGUCCUUUUCGAGGGUCAAGAAUGAUAUCUUUGAGCGGGAGCAGCGGCGGCAGCAGCACCAUGACCGGGUGUUGGGAUUGAACGCGUACGAGCGCCACAAGCAAUUCAUGCGUGAUUAUCAAGCGCACUACGGGUUUAGCGCUGGUGUUUCCGCAGGACAGCAGCAUCAGGUUUUGCCUGCCAAGACGGACCGUGAUACUCUAAGGGAAACUUAUCGAUUCAUUCGCAGCGAGGAAGACGACUUAGAGAGGUCGUGGGAGCAGCGCCUUGCGAAGCGCUACCAUGACAAGCUUUUCAAGGAGUAUUGCAUUGCAGAUAUGUCUAGGUAUAAAGAAAAUCGCAUUGGAUUGAGAUGGAGAACUGAAAAGGAGGUCAUCAGUGGGAAGGGGCAAUUUGAAUGUGGCAAUAAGAAGUGCACUGCCCGCGAAGGUCUUCGAAGCUACGAGGUUAAUUUUGCGUAUAGUGAAGCAGGGGAGAACAAACAAGCACUUGUGAAGUUACGAGUUUGUCCAAAGUGUUCAUACAAGCUGAAUUAUAGAAAAGAGAAGGAGUUUGAGAGGAAAUUGAGGAAGGAUGCCAGACGGAAGAAGCGAAAACUUCUCAGAGAGAUAAAGAAAGGGAAGAGAGGAUCUCGAGAAAGGAGCAAGAACAGUGAGAAUAGUGGAGAAGAGUUUGAUGACAAACUUAGAGAAUCACCAAGUAGUUCUGAGGAAGAAGGUAGUGAUAGGUCUGAAUCCGAGACUGACGUGGAAGAUGAACCAAGAUUCAAACGAACCAAGACGAAAGAAGUUCCCAAAGCUUUUGGAAGAACGAGUGACAACAACGAUGGAGAAUUUGAGCCCUAUUUCAAAGACAUGUUUCUGUAAGCUAACAUGGUUGGUGCAGCAAUGGCGUACACUUUCACGUUCACCAGACAACUAUGCAGUGCUUUGGGAUAUCUUUUUUUAAAGAUGGUGGGCUACAGUACAGUAAGCAGAUCCGUAUAUUGUCGAUCAGUUAAUCUAUCUACUCGCAGAUGUUGAAUUGCAGCAUGGCUAUGGACUGGGACUACUGCUGUCGACUGAUUACAUUCAUCAAGCUUGGGGCAAUCAAGGGGUGUUUUGAGCGUUUUUACUGCGUCGCCAGAUGUGGUGAACUUCUAUCAGUUAAGAGAAUUCGGAAGUUCAGGAUCCUCUUGUUCAAAUCUGAUUCAGGUUAUGUAAUUCAUGUACAUGGUUGAGUAUAAACGUUUAUUUAAUGUAGAAAUUCUUCACGGGGUCAGCAUGGUUGGGUUGAUUAAUAUUUCUGUUGCUACGGAUAUGCGCAACAUGGGACGUGUUAAGCUCCUCCACGUUUUCAGAAAUCUGGUGAGUUGCAAGAAUUGCUACCACGUUUGUUGUUAAGUGUCUGCUCGCCUCUACACAAAAUCCGCGGAAGACGGUCGUCAUCAAUUUUCUCAAAUUCUUGAGCUUAACCUCAUAUCGUCCCUAAAUGACGUCCAGUGUUUGCUUCGAUGAGCUUUUGAGAGGAAGCAGAAGAUCUGGAUGGUGUGUUGAGCUCCUCUUGAUUUGUGAUAUUGGCUGCGACUGUGGUCAAACUGAGGAAACAAAGUGUUGCCGAGUAUUGGAGUACAGAAUGUGCUGUUUCCUGGAGUGUAGCCUUAACCUCUACCCGCAGGAUUGUGGUGUUUGAACUGCUUAUGAUCAAACAAUGUGGAAGUUACAUAGUCCAACUGUGUUGAGGAUGGUGGGGACUGUGAUGGAGUUGAUAUGAAGAGUCAUUCCUCGGAGGAGAUUGAUCGAAGCAGAUAUGGUAAUAGGUAGAAAACAACUAUUAAUUGAGUUCUUCUUUUAGAACAAUUGAUUAACCUAACCAGAUUUCUCUGCACUUUGAGAGUAAAAGUUAAUGUUUUUGUCUCCCAAUACUACCAGAUCUCUCUAACAACCAAGGAAGGUUGGGCUUCACUGAUACCCUAUUUUAUCAUAUUCUGCUGUAAAGACAUUGAAAUUAGAGUUUUAAAUUCGAACUGGUAACAGUUCUAUAUAUUUUGAAA
Molecule: messenger RNA, 2568 nt
Organism: Physcomitrium patens
Lineage: Eukaryota; Viridiplantae; Streptophyta; Bryopsida; Funariales; Funariaceae
Source: RefSeq, a predicted model, not a curated record